This is a messenger RNA of Manis pentadactyla (Chinese pangolin), 3950 nucleotides long. RefSeq names its product DAP3 binding cell death enhancer 1 (gene DELE1). The transcript is spliced from 13 exons. Lineage: Eukaryota; Metazoa; Chordata; Mammalia; Pholidota; Manidae. The record is from RefSeq and is a predicted model, not a curated record. Gene Ontology annotation, molecular function: protein binding. The coding region runs from base 122 to 1666 and encodes 514 amino acids.
CUGGCUGAGGGCUUCCCUGGGGACUCGCCACAGGGAGGGCGCCGCGGAGGCCGCCCUAGCUGCCCUCCCAUAGUUUGCCUCGCUCAUUCGCCUGCGAGCUCUCUGUGGUGUUGGCAACGACAUGUGGCGCCUCCAGGGACUCCUGGGCCGAGCUCUUCCCCGUCUGCUGGGGCCUGGCCUUCGGGGAGUGACCCCCAAGUCCACCAGCCCAGAUGGGCCUCAGGCCACCUCCUCCACCCUGCUGGUCCCUGUGCCCAGCUUUGACAGGUCAGGCCCCCACGGCCCAGGCCCAGGAACAAGCAGGGGCCCAAGGUCUCAUGGAUGGAAGGAUGCCUUCCAGUGGGUGUCUGCCCGAGUCUCGCCGGGCACCUUAUGGGAUGCCGUAUCAUGGGGCACUCUGGCCGUGCUGGCCCUGCAGCUGGCAAGGCAGAUCCACUUCCAGGCGUCCCUGCCAGUGGAGCGCGGCUCUUGGCGCCGUCCCCUGGACCGUUUCCUCUCGUCUCCCUCGUGGCACCCGUGCUCCUCACUGCGGAGGCAUGUUCUCCCCAGCCCUGACGGCCCAGCAGCUCCCAGGCACACUGGCCGCAGGGAACUCAGACUGGACCAGGAAGAACCCUCCCCUCAGCCCGAGGGCCUCUCACACAGCUCCUUGAGGGCUGCUGGUCUUCAGGAUCCCCCUGAGGAAGAUCCCAGUGAUACCGGCUUCCUACAGGCCAGCGGUAGCUUUAAGUCCAAGGAAAGCCCAGCCCAGCCUCAGCCCCCUGGCGAAAAGCAGGAACAAGAUCAAUCAAAAACUCUUUCCCUUGAGGAGGCUGUGACUUUGGUUCAGAAGAUUUUCCAGCUCAGUGUUUCUAUUGCCUUCAACUUCCUGGGGACAGAGAGCGUGAGGAAUGGGGACCACGCGGCAGCCUUUUCUUACUUCCAGAAAGCAGCACACCGUGGCUACAGCAAAGCACAGUACAACGUGGGCUUGUGUCACGAGCAUGGCAGAGGCACCCCCAGAGACCUCAGCAAGGCAGCCUUUUAUUACCAGUUGGCUGCCAGCCAGGGCCACAGCCUGGCUCAGUACCACUAUGCCAGGUGCCUGCUGCAAGACUCAGCCUCCUUGUGGGGCUCUGGGCAGCAGAGGGCAGUGUCCAUGCUGAAGCAGGCUGCAGACUCAGGCUUGAGAGAGGCGCAAGCUUUCCUCGGGGUGCUUUUCACCAAGGAGCCGUACCUGGACGAGCAGAGAGCUGUGAAGUACCUUUGGCUUGCAGCCAACAGUGGGGACUCACAGAGCAGGUACCACUUGGGAAUUUGCUAUGAGCAGGGUCUUGGUGUGCAGAGGAACCUGGGAGAGGCUGUGAGGUGUUACCAGCAGUCAGCGGCUCUAGGGAACAAGCCUGCCCAGGAGAGACUGCGGACCCUGUUGUCCACGGAGGCGGCAGCCCUGGCACCCAGGGACCUGGCCCUUCCGGGACUGAAGUCCUUCUCCAGCCCCUCCCUCUGCAGCCUGAGCUCUCUGCUGACAGGGGCCUCACGCCUCCCGCACUCCUCAAGCACAGGGAACCUUGGCCUUCUCUGCAGAGGUGGGCGACUUGGAGCCAGCCCCGGAGCCCCCAGCAGGGCUGUGCCCCCAAACUCCUACCCCUUGGGAAGGAGUGUCGUCAGACUGGGCUUUGGCUAAGACCUCCUCACUGCGGUCCUAAAGAUGGAGCCUGUGCGUUCUCAGAGGGAUACCCCAACUUAAAUCCCAAAGAAGAGGCCAGUUAUCCACUUACCACCCCAAAAACCUUACACACUUGUCCCAGCCCAGCAAAGAAAAGGCAAGUGUGUGAAGACCUGCGUCCUGGCUGUGUCGCCUUAAAGCAGGGACCUGACUCAUGCAGCGUUUCCUCCGCUGUAGACCAAGGGCAGUGGCGGCCGCCCUCCGGCCUCGCAGGGUUGAUGUGGGGCAUUUCGCGGGGGAAAGGACCUUGGUGCCCGCGGAGGCAGAGUGAUGCCCAUGGUUACAUGGCUCUAUGAGUUGUCAGGCCAGGAGAGGAUGUACGUCUCCCGACGCCUGGCCCAAGGCUCUCGUGCCCCAGUUCACCCUGUAGUUUCACGGGAAAGCAGUAUUAUCGUUCUGUCGACGUGGGCGUAGAUAGAGAUGGAAUGCGUGGGCCAGGGUGUGGAUUCUGAGGUCCUCGUCUGUGCAGAGUGCCGGAGUGGGUGGGAGUUUAAUAAAACAGGAACUGGAUUGUCUCAUCACUCUUGCCCUUGAGUGUGUUGGGGAGAGCCAGGGAGAUGGACACGGGGAGCUGAAAGCGGAGGCUCCAUCCUCAUCUCUAAACUGUCCAUUAACCAAUUUAAAGGGUCUUAAAAGCUUCUCUAAGAGAGAGACUUAGAAAAAAAUGAUUUCUGAGUCAACGCUAAUGACUCCAAUUACUGAAUUUGUGAAUAGCUGUUCCUGGCUUCUGGAUGUGAGCCCAAGUUCAGAGGCAUAGAUGUGGUGGGUGGGGGUAGGUGGGGAGGGAUUGAGGAUCCAGCCACCCAGUGACUGUUCAUGUGGGAAAGACCACCCGGCUUGGCCAGUUCAAGGGUGAGAGGAGCUGGGGUGCAUAGUUGUCCACCCUUCCCUCUCUGCCACUCCCCACUUUCUUUCCCCAGGCUCCAGCCAUCCUGCCACACUUCCAGCACCUUCCUCCCACCCGUGCAGCCCUAAGCUUCUUCGAGCUCCAGUGCAUCCCCUGCCGCCUGCUCACUUUCCGGGGCUGCCCUGCGCCCUGACCUCACCCGCACUGCUCCCCCACUGUGGCUGCCUCCCACAGUGCUCCCUGGGAGCGGGAACCCUGUCUUCUUUGUAUUCCAGUAUCCUCAGCACUUAGCACAAGACCCCACGCAGGAGGGGCUCGAUACUGUGUUGGUUAAGGCUCAGGUUUUUAAGCUGUGCAGUGCACUAAUCGCUCUGCAAAAAAAAAAAAGGUAUCUGUGGUCAGAUAAGUUUGGGAAGCGCUGUACUAGACAUCCCCUUUUUAUAGAUUCACAGUGCAUGUCAGCGUAUUCAAGGCUCCAAGAAGUCCUGUAGUGAAGGACUGGAUUAACCCAGGGUUGCCCAACCGCCUGCAGACUGCCCAGGAGCCUUCUCGGGCCCCCUCUGUCCCCUGCCACCUGCUGCUGUCCCCUGGAGGACCACUCCUCGUGCCCUCCCACUGUCAUUCUAGAUCCCCUCAUUACCAUUUCCUCCUGACCAUGCCUGGGGCCAAGGGGCAGCUGGGACGGUCCCGGGACACUGGGCGUCCUGUGGUGAUGGCUUUCCCUCCCCGCCAGUCAUUACAAGUUAAGUACUGGUUCAAUUCGGGGUGCCGAACGUGGGGGUAGGAUAUAUUCAAGCUUUUCUUGUGGAGAGGGUAGGAUGGGAAAUUUCAUGAGAGAGAUGCUGUCAAGGGACUAGAAGUCCCUGGCUGUUCAGUCACUGUGGUUCCAUCCAGCCCCAGGGGACUGGCUUCAGUGGCAGGCCCUGGGAAGUGCUGUGUUUUUUGCCAUUAAAAUGCCAUUAAUAAUGACUCACCAUCAGUGCUCUGGAAGGAAAUGUGACUGAGGACAGGGAGGUGGCCCCAGUGAGCAGGGCCAGCUUGGGUCAGGAUACUGGUUGACCCAUGGCUUGAGGCCUGCUUCCCUGGGCAGUGAGACCUUUGUGCAAGCUCUGCUGCCUCGGCCACCUUAUCCGGAGGUGGUUCCAUACUUGUCAUCUUCUGUGAUGCUGAUUCAGUGCAGGGCACUUAGUAAUUGUUCAGUAAAUAUUUAUUCAGUGAAUAAGUGAUUCUAUGCAUUGCCCCCUCUCCACCCAGUGCCCAGCACAUCGGGACAUUUUUACCAGUAAGUACUUUAUAUAUUUGUUGAGUCAUUCUGUAUAAUCCUACCCCCUACACUGCUAUUCCUAGUGUUAUUUCUGACACAUACUAAUUGCUCAAUAAAUACAAAAUGCUUUG